GUUUGCAGCAUUAACUCCCGCUUUGCCAAGGUGCACAUCCUGUAUGUCGGCUCCACGCCACUGAAGUCCACCUUCCGGGGGACCAUACGGAGAGAAGAUAUUCGAGCCACGGAGAAAGAUAAGGUAGAAGUGUACAAGAGUUUCCGCCCUGGUGACAUAGUCCUGGCCAAGGUUAUCUCGCUGGGGGACGCGCAGUCCAACUACCUGCUGAGCACGGCAGAGAACGAGCUGGGCGUGGUGGUGGCACGCGGCGAGGCAGGUGUGCAGAUGGUGCCCAUCAGCUGGUGCGAGAUGCAGUGCCCGCAGACACACACCAAGGACUUCCGUAAGGUGGCCCGCGUGCAGCCCCAGUUCCUGCAGACCUAG
Tauraco erythrolophus (red-crested turaco) is the source of this 366-nucleotide messenger RNA. The record is from RefSeq and is a predicted model, not a curated record. Lineage: Eukaryota; Metazoa; Chordata; Aves; Musophagiformes; Musophagidae.